Messenger RNA from Plasmodium cynomolgi strain B, 2985 nucleotides. RefSeq lists its product as hypothetical. The transcript is spliced from 3 exons. Gene Ontology annotation, biological process: transcription initiation at RNA polymerase III promoter. Gene Ontology annotation, cellular component: transcription factor TFIIIC complex. The coding region runs from base 1 to 2985 and encodes 994 amino acids. Lineage: Eukaryota; Apicomplexa; Aconoidasida; Haemosporida; Plasmodiidae. The record is from RefSeq and is a predicted model, not a curated record.
AUGGCCAGCGAUGAGGAACCGAUCCCCGGGGAGGAAGUCGAUCCGCCCAGCGAGGACCUCUACACGAAGAGGAAGAAAAAAAAAGAACGAAACGAAAGCGUCUACUUUGAUAAGGUAAGGAAGAGCGAAUAUAUCUGCGUGGAAAUCCCAGGGAGGAUCAAAAAAGGAAGCAGAGGAUUGUCAGCCGUGGAAAGCUUAGGGGGGAUAAAAAAAAUAACAGAAUUAUUUCAUAUCAAGAAUAAUGGACACAGACAUGAAGAAAAUUUAAUCUUAAGAGUUAACAACAAUGACAUGUUUUCCUCCUUCGUGGCAGCCAAUUCAGCAAAAGUAAACAAUGUCUUAAUUAAAAUUAAAAGGACAAGGAAGAAUAUCUACAAAUUUGAAUUCCUGGGGUUUGUUCGUUACAUGUACUACUUUGACAACAUGAUCGACUUUUACUAUAUUCCCACUGGGGAACUGCUGGCCGAUAGAGCGAUAGGCCAACUUGGACCCCACCAAAAUGGUGACAAAGAGAAUAUACCCCACAUGGGUUACUAUUCAAAUCUUCAAACACAAGCACACAGCUGGAACAACAUGACGGACACACAGAUGUGCAACCAUACGAGGCACACCUCGAACAUGAUGAAUCUAAGUGCACAGCUGUAUGAUUCUGAUAAAAUGGCUAGCUACGAAAGAGGUUAUUCUCAAAAUAUGAGCAGUAACAAUCACGUGGGGCAUAAUAAAGACGCCCAUUUGUUUUUACCCAAAUGUGGAAGUAACCAGAACGAUGCGAAUUUCUUUCAGCUCAGUUCGAACGGAGAAAGGGAGGCAGAAGGGGGAGAGCACACAGAUCGCCUCUACCGAAUUAGCAUUGAAGAAAAGGAGGAAGACAAUCAGAUGGGCUCCUUCACAGAUAUGCCAAUUUGUGAAAUGGGGCAAGAUGUGGGAAUCCCCAGGUGCAGCAAUAGAAUGAACGUUACCAUUUUGGCAAACCCCCCAGGAGUAAAUACCCAAGCGCAAUUUCCAGGUGGAGAAUCAUCCCCCUUUGACGACAGCAGGUUUAACCACAUGAUGCAAACGGGUGGCCAAGAGUAUGACUACUUCUCAGAUUCUGAUCACAAUGAAUUAUACAAAAAAAUUAUAAGCUGUAAGGGUAAUAUUGAAUUAUUCGACCAAGUGAAGGAGAGUGAAUUUUCGUCGGACGAAAGCGAAGGGUACGAAUUAAACUGUUGCAUCCAUAGCAAAAAUACCAAUCCAUAUUUCUACAGAAAUUACGAAGCAACAACUACGAGUAGGUAUCUCAGGGAGUACAAAUAUUUAAUAAGCAAAUUUACUGCCCCCAUUUUUUCGAAUGUAGAAGCAAGCAAAGGAGAAAUGGAAAAGUUUAUUCAAGAGCUUAUCAUUAACAGAACUGAACAGGAAGCGUCGGGAGGUUCCACAUUGCAGGGCGUGGUUGGGAUGGCUCCAAAUGUGCAUGGGGUGAUCGGGGAAGAAGUGCAGAGUCGUGACAAUUUGGGUAAACCCGUGGGUGAGUACUGCGACGCAGGAGGAGUGUGGGGCGUGAGAGGGGGUGACGAUGGAGAGCGGCAUGGAGAUCAUCGUGCCGGUGAAGAUACAGGUGUGCAUUGUGAUGAUCAUACCGCUAACCAUUCGGAUGAUCAUAUCGCUAACCAUUCGGAUGAUUACAUCGCUAACCAUUCGGAUGAUCAUACCGCUAACCAUUCGGAUGAUCAUACCGCUAACCAUUCGGAUGAUCAUACCGCUAACCAUUCGGAUGAUCAUAUCGCUAACCAUUCUGUUGACCACUCGGAUGACCGCUCCGACGGGGAAGAGCUGCUUAUUGGAACCCCCCCAAGGAGCGGCCUCCCUCAGGACGACCACGAAACGAGCGAAUCUAGAACCGCAAGCCGAAAUGUAAACCACGCAGAAAAACAGAGUAACCAAAUUAUAGUAAGUAAAAAACCAGUCCACUGUAACCCGAUAGCCAAAUUUGAUGACCCCACCCUUCCAUGUAUCCCAUUCGAUUCUGCAUUAAAAAAAUACGUCUCCGAUAAGUUAUAUAAAAGGGUAAAGGAUCUGUUCGAAGUGAGACCAAUCUGGUCAAAGGAAGUCAUAUUGGAACAUCUUGACAAUGUGAGCACAUACUGCCUCAAGAGUUGCUUCUCGCGAAUUUGCUUCUACUUCGCGGAUGGCCCCUGGAGACGCACCUAUUGUAAAUACGGCUACGACCCGCGGAAGGACCCCUCCAGUUAUAUCUACCAAACCAUAGAUUUUAGGGACAACUACUUUAGAGAGAUUAAGAUGAAGAGUGCAAAUGAAAUGAACAGAAUUAUUUUAAAGAAAAAAAAAUUUAUCGAUAGGGUAGUUACAAAAAUUAUCAAAAGGGUAAAUAUUACGGGUAGGAGGAACACAAAUAAAAAGGGCAAACGAGAGGGCAUUUCGCAAAAGGGGAGUAACACCAUGAGUGUGAAAAAAGAAUCUCACACGGACCAAGCACAUAUGGAUGAAAACGAAAAAAGAGAUUUUAACAUAUAUUCCGAAUGUUCGCAAAGUUUCUCCCAACAUUAUGACGACCAUGCUGAGGUUCCAAAUGGGGACAAGUCUGGUUACCAUCCCUCAACGAAUAACCAAUACCCGAAAGACAUAAAUGAUCUUAAAAAUAUGUUCGACAUAUAUUCAAGUGCUGUCUCCUCAAAUGAUGAAAUUACUCCCCAGAUGGAUGAAGAAAUUAAUGACAUUUUUCAGUUUUUAAAAAAAUCAAUCACCUUUCAUUUGAGAAAAAGUUUUUCCGCGGAGUCCCACUUUUCCGUGAGCCCCCUGAAACUUUCAACAGUGUAUCAGUACGUAGACAUAUACGACAACAACGUCGCAGAUUAUUUAUCCAAUUUGAGGACGCAAGACGUGUGUACGAAGGAUUACGGGUGGAUGAACAGCAACGAUAUCGCCAAAAUUAGGGACAUUCUGUUCGUCCGGUCGGUGACGUUGAGGAGGGCCCAUAUAAAGUAA